AUGCAGGCUCGCAUCAACGUUGAUAACGAUGAACACCUCGACUCCGACUCCGGUCUAGACAGCGACAUCGACGAUCUACUACUUAACAACAACGCAAUUAAUGAAGACAAUGAAAAACACAACCAAGAAGAGGAAGAAUUCGGAGAAUUCGUUGACUUACCACUAAGGAAAGGAGAAAAAGGCGAGGACGAAGAAUUCGGAGAAUAUGUUGAGUCCCCACUAGUAACAAAAGGCGAAAGAAUUGAAGGAAUAGAUGAACCAGACACGCCCUCAGGGCGAGAAGUUCAGGAAAUUGCAGAUCCCGGAUAUCUAAGCCGCGGCACACCCGCAGAUACGCUAGAUGAACUAAGGGACGACUCAGAUCCGUUCGGCAUCGAAGCUCUAGAACGACAAGGCGUGACGCAUACCAGUGGUUACCUCCUUCCUAAAUAG
This is a messenger RNA of Fulvia fulva, 432 nucleotides long. RefSeq lists its product as uncharacterized. The coding region runs from base 1 to 432 and encodes 143 amino acids. The record is from RefSeq and is a predicted model, not a curated record. The transcript has 3 exons. Lineage: Eukaryota; Fungi; Ascomycota; Dothideomycetes; Mycosphaerellales; Mycosphaerellaceae.